AUGUUGGUGGCCAAGGGCUUCCAACAAACUCCUGGUGUAGAUUAUUGUGAAACAUUCAGCCCUAUAGUCAAAUCCCCUACCAUCAGAGUUAUUCUAAUUCUUGCCAUGAGCUAUGGAUGUGAUAUUCAGCAAGUUGAUAUAAAUAACGCAUUUUUGAAUGGAGAGUUAGCUAUAACAGUUUAUAUGUACCAACCUGAAGGCUUUGUCAAUUCUCAAUUUCCCACACAUGUACGCAAAUUGAUCAAAGCUUUAUAUGGUCUUAAACAAGCUCCAAGAGCUUGGUUUGACAAGUUGAAGCAUGCUUUUCUAAGUUGGGGCUUUAUCAAUUCAAUAGUUGAUUCAAGUUUGUUUACUUACAAAAAGGAAGAUCAAUUGGUGCAUGUUCUAGUAUAUGGGGAUGACAUCCUUCUUACUGGAAUCAAUGCUACACUAGAGCAAGAAAUGGUUCUUAAGCUGAACAAGCAAUUUGCCCUUAAAACUUUGGGGUCUUUGAAGUAUUUUCUUGGUUUUGAAAUCACCCAAACUGAAUCAACUCUUCAUAUGAACCAAAAGAAAUAUGCUAAAGAUUUACUUGUUAAAACAAGCAGGUUUGCAUUCCACACCUAUGGUUUAUCUGAGAUUCUGAGGCAGCACUUAUGCAACCUUUUUGAUAAAGAAGUGACAUUUUUUUAUAUCAAUGUUCUGUUUCUCCAUGUACAGACACCAGGGUUAAACAUAAUUACCGAGUACGUAAUGGGUAUUAUAUAUCCUGGAAAACCGAUUGCUAAUGUAUGCUUCAAGACUUAUGGUUAUAUAAGCAUGGCUCAGGCCAUCUCCUUCCUCAGUGAUUUCAAGCUAGGGCACUACAUGAAGAUCCCUCCAAGAUCAAUGUUCUUAGUUCAGUUCAUUGGAACAAUUCUUGCUGGAACCAUCAACCUUACAGUGGCAUGGUGGUUGCUGACCUCCAUUGAGAACAUAUGUCAAGAUGAUCUCCUUCCUGUUGGCAGUCCCUGGACAUGCCCCGGUGAUAGAGUCUUCUUUGAUGCAUCAGUGAUAUGGGGUCUGGUAGGACCCAAACGCAUCUUUGGAUCACUAGGAAACUAUGCAGCCAUGAAUUGGUUCUUCCUUGGUGGUGCAUUAGGACCAGUCAUAAUUUGGCUAUUCCAUAAGGCCUUCCCAAAGCAAUCCUGGAUUCCGCUAAUCAACCUUCCAGUCCUUCUGGGAGCAACAGGAAUGAUGCCACCAGCAACUGCAGUUAACUAUAAUUCUUGGAUCAUAGUCGGAACAAUUUUCAAUUUCUUCAUAUUCCAGUAUCGAAAGCAAUGGUGGCAGAGAUACAACUAUGUUCUUUCUGCAGCUCUGGAUGCUGGGGUGGCGUUCAUGGCAGUGCUACUGUAUUUCUCAGUAGGUCUGGAGAAUAGAAGUUUGGAUUGGUGGGGCACAGCCGGUGAACAUUGUGACUUGGCAACUUGUCCAACAGCUGAAGGCAUAAUGGUUGAUGGUUGUCCGGCGAACUAAUGCAGCAGCAAGCAAUGCUUAAUAUUGUUUGUAUUUUUUUCUGUCACAUUUUUUUUUUUUUUACUAUGAAAGUUGCACAGGAUAGGAUUAGCAAGUAUUAUAACAGUGUUGUCACAAAAGUGAAGAGUGUCAAGAAGUAUUGUAUGUAUCACAUUGGGUGAUAAUUUCAAUACAAAGUUUAAUUCACAUUUUAA
This is a messenger RNA of Pistacia vera, 1691 nucleotides long. RefSeq names its product oligopeptide transporter 4-like. The record is from RefSeq and is a predicted model, not a curated record. Gene Ontology annotation, molecular function: oligopeptide transmembrane transporter activity. The coding region runs from base 1 to 1497 and encodes 498 amino acids. The transcript is spliced from 3 exons. Gene Ontology annotation, biological process: transmembrane transport. Lineage: Eukaryota; Viridiplantae; Streptophyta; Magnoliopsida; Sapindales; Anacardiaceae.